AUGAGGCGGAGCUGUGCAGACACCGCAGCAGCAGCAGCAGCAGCAGCAGCAGCAACUUGCGGCCGGCUGGGAUCGGAUCCCCAGGCGAUCCCCGCCGCAGCAGCAAACGGCAUGCAGGCGGCAGCAGCAGGCCUGAGUGGGGUAGAGACAGAGAAAGAGAAAGAGAAAGAACUCUCAACAGCAGCAGCAGCAGCAGCAGCAGCAGCAGCAGCAGAUGCGGCUGCUGCUGCCCACGGGGUCACACCGCAGCAGCAGGAGAACAUCUCUAGAGUAUGGUGGGGCCUCUUACCGCAGCAGCAGAAACAGAGACAGAGACAGAGACAGAGACAGAGAUAG
Messenger RNA from Eimeria mitis, 336 nucleotides. RefSeq lists its product as uncharacterized. Lineage: Eukaryota; Apicomplexa; Conoidasida; Eucoccidiorida; Eimeriidae. The coding region runs from base 1 to 336 and encodes 111 amino acids. The record is from RefSeq and is a predicted model, not a curated record. The transcript is spliced from 2 exons.